AUGAGUCUCUUCCCAUUCACCGCCAGAAGGCUGGUUUCACAAGCAUCCUGCGGGCUUAAGGCUGCUGCUGCUGCUUCAAAGAAACAGAAGGUUUGCUUAGAAAUGGCUCGUCCUAGUUCAAAUAUGGCUGAGUUUCGAGAAGUGUUUGCCAAAGCGAAGCAUAUAGCCAUUAUCACAGGAGCUGGCGUUAGUGCGGAGAGCGGCGUUCCUACCUUCAGAGGGGCUGGAGGUUUAUGGAGAAAGUGGCAAGCCCAGGACUUGGCUACUCCAGAGGCUUUUGCGCAAAACCCUUCUCGUGUAUGGGAAUUUUACCAUUACCGCCGGGAAGUGAUGUUGAGUAAACAUCCAAAUCCUGCACAUAUUGCCAUCGCGGAGUGCGAAAGGCGGCUGAGCAAGCAAGGAAGGGGUGUCGUGGUCAUUACUCAGAAUAUUGAUGAACUACACAGAAAGGCAGGCACGAAGCACCUCUUAGAAAUUCACGGUAGUUUAUUUAAAACUCGAUGCACCAACUGUGGAAAUGUGGCUGCGAAUUACAAGAGUCCAAUAUGCCCCACGUUGGCUGGGAAAGGGGCUCCAGAUCCUGAAACAGAGGACGCCAUGAUUCCAGUUGAAGACCUUCCUCAGUGUGAGGAGGACGGCUGCAAUGGGCUCCUCCGUCCCCAUGUUGUGUGGUUUGGUGAAACCCUGGAUCCCAACAUUCUCACAGAGGUCGAGAAGGAACUUGAGAUCUGUGACCUCUGCUUGGUAGUGAGUGAUGCUUUUGUUACCUACCCUCCUGCCAUGUUCGCCCCUCGCGUGUCCGCCAGAGGCGUGCCCGUGGCCGAGUUCAACACCGAGGCCACUCCCGCUACCAACCGCUUCAGGUGA
Molecule: messenger RNA, 867 nt
Organism: Pterocles gutturalis (yellow-throated sandgrouse)
Lineage: Eukaryota; Metazoa; Chordata; Aves; Pterocliformes; Pteroclidae
Gene: SIRT5
Product: sirtuin 5
Exons: 7
Coding region: 1-867 (288 amino acids)
Molecular function (GO): NAD+ binding; protein-malonyllysine demalonylase activity; protein-succinyllysine desuccinylase activity
Source: RefSeq, a predicted model, not a curated record